Molecule: messenger RNA, 2216 nt
Organism: Oldenlandia corymbosa var. corymbosa
Lineage: Eukaryota; Viridiplantae; Streptophyta; Magnoliopsida; Gentianales; Rubiaceae
Source: the annotation of a GenBank genome assembly
UUACUAGAACUUUUGUUGGGAACAGAAUAUUAUAAUUAAAAAUAAAUUAAAAAAAAAAGAAGAAAACUUUUGGUUAUUAUUGGAAUUGGCCGGCUACUAGGGGGUCCAACACUACAGAUUCUUCAUUUGCCUUUGUCUUUAACACGUGUAUAGUACCUAUUGGCUAUUGUAGAAGUUUGACUAAAUUAAUUAAUAAAAUAUUCUUCCAGUGCGGAAAAACAUUUCCUUUUAAUUGUACUAUUUGUUAGUAGUUCCCCUGCAUUAUAAUCAGUUUUUAUUAGAAUGAGAUACUAAUUUACAAAUUGGGAAAUUUCCUUUCUCUUUUAGUGGAAUCAUUACAUACAGACUUCUAAACUUUUGCAGUGCCAUCCCAAUUUAGUUAGUUAGAUACAGAACCAGUCAGUUUCAGUUACUACAAAAUCCUUUUUGAUCGUCACAGUAAAUAAAAGAACACUUUACAAAUCAACAAAAAGCCCUUUCGGUAUAGUUGUCAGAUUCUUCCUCUGUCAUAGCAGAAUUCCCUUUAUGCUUCAUCGUCAGCAUCCACAUAAUAUUAGGAAACCCAUUUCUUCUUUUAUUCCUUUCUUUCUUUUUUUUGUUCAGGUGGGUUUGGCCUUCAUUGUUCCAGAACCAGAAUUGUUCACAAAUUUCUGCAGGGCUGACUCAUAAUUGUAUUUGGGUUUGAAUCACUGAGUGCUUGGAAUCCCACUGAUGACUGAUAGCCUCUUUUAGUUUCUUAGUGUUGGCAGUCUGAAAUUGAUGAAGUUUGCGUGUCUUCUCUGUUAAAGCAAUGGUUUUGUUGAAGAAUUAAGAAGUUCUCUUGUGAUUGUAGGGCACUUAAAUAUUCUGGAGUGAUUGCCGGGUUUUAAGCCAUUGUCACAUUGCUUGCUAUAUUCGAUUGAAGUUUGAUGAUACAAUGCAGCUAUAUCAUCACCCAUAUUCUUUGGACAGCCAGAAAGUAAGGCUUGCUUUGGAAGAGAGGGGAGUUGACUAUACUUCGCACCGUCUCAAUCCCAUCACGGGCAAGAAUUUGGACUCCUUUUACUUCAGGUUGAAUCCCAGUGCAAAACUUCCCUUCUUCCAGAAUGGUGCACACACCAUCUUUGAAACCAUUGAGAUUAUCAAGUAUGUAUACAUUUUGCUAAUGGUUUAUGUAAUUUCCCAUUAUAUCUUGUGAUUUUCCCUCAACUCUUAGUGCUUAAAAUUUUGGUCGAAUUGUCUAGGUUUGUUCAUUAGAUGCACUAAAUGAGUUGUGUGCUGUAUUAUGUACAGGUACAUAGAUAGAAUUGCCAUGGUAUCGUCUGGCGGUCAUAACUUCACACCUGCAAGCCAAGAAGUCAUGGAAUGGAUGAAUAAAAUUCAAGAGUGGAAUCCAAAGUAUUUCACCCUCUCACACAUUCCCGUCAAGUAUCGCACUUUUGUGUCCAAAUUCUUAAGGCGUGUCAUAAUCGCUCGGAUGGCGGAGUCUCCUGACCUGGCGAGUGCAUAUCAUCGAAAGUUGCGAGAAGCAUAUGAGACUGAAGAGAAGUUGAGAGAUGCUGAAGUUGUGAGCCGAAGUGAAGAACACCUCGCAAGGCUUCUCGAUGAAGUGGAAUCCAAGUUAAGUGAAAGCACUUACCUAACCGGGGACGAGUUCAGUUUGGCAGACGUGAUGCUUAUCCCUGUGCUGGCUAGACUCUCGCUCUUGGAUCUGGAAGAAACUUACAUCAUCAGCCGUCCUAACAUAGCAGAAUAUUGGUUCAUGGUGAAGCAGAGACCGAGUUACAAAAAGGUUAUCGGAAGAUACUUUGAUGGAUGGAGGCGGCAAAACAUGCUGAUCAAAACAUGGUGCUAUCUUCGCGUGAGAACUAUGCUGCGAAGAUAUUGAUGGGCAUCAUAGUUACUGUAACUUGUACCUAAUAGUUUUAGUUUUGAACUUGUGCCGUUUGGAUUUGCCAUAGCUGUGAUCUAGGCAAUUAAAAUUGGUAUAGACUGUAUAUGCAUUCCUGUAAAGAUUUCUUUCAGCUACAAUACGCUAUAAUCAGUUUCCCAUCAAGAAGAUUGCUAAGUGCUUUCGUGAGACAUGUUUUCUGGUGAUAUCUGUUAAUUUACCUCAGUUCAAUAUUUUGUUUCAUUACUUCAUUUUUAUAUAUAAGCCUGGCUGACAAAUGUUAUAGGUUAACAUUGGGACAGAGGGAGUAAGAAACAGUUGGAAUAAGAAUCUGAUUUAACAAGAG